Molecule: messenger RNA, 2796 nt
Organism: Malassezia sympodialis ATCC 42132
Lineage: Eukaryota; Fungi; Basidiomycota; Malasseziomycetes; Malasseziales; Malasseziaceae
Gene: KAP104
Exons: 2
Coding region: 1-2796 (931 amino acids)
Biological process (GO): protein import into nucleus
Source: RefSeq, a predicted model, not a curated record
AUGGCGUCUUGGAAUCCGCAGCCGGAGGGCCUGGCGGAACUUGUGGAGUUGUUCCGCCAAUCCACCAGUACGGAGCGGGAUGUGCAGCGUCGCAUUGCACACCGCCUUGAUGCUAUUAGCCAAAUUCCCGACUACUUAAACUAUGUGGUGUUGGUAUUUGUUCAGAUGACUGGCGAAGAGGUAUCCACGCGCAGUGUGGCAGGCCUGUUAGCUAAGAACCACCUGUACUUCAACUCACAACGUGUGUCGCCCGAGUCUCUGGAAUAUGUCAAGCAGCAAAUUCUGCCUGCGCUUGGGUUUUCAGAUACUGUGCUCCGCAAUGUGGCAUCGCAGAUUGUCGCGGUCCUCAUGCAGGUCGUCAAGCCGGCCCAGUGGGUUGAUGGCCUCUCUUUGCUGAUGCAGUCUAUGGAGUCGCCCAACGUGGACGAGGCCGAAGCGGCUCUCAGCACGCUGUCCAAAAUUAGCGAGGAUAUGCCGGAAGACAUGGAUGCUUGCGAGAUUCAUGGUGUGCGCCCCUUGGAUGUACUUAUUCCCAAAUUGCUACAAGCGACGAGGCACUCGGAUACGCGCAUCCGCGUGCAUGCCCUCAACAGUCUCAACCAAUACAUCCAGAUCGGCUCGCCGUCGAUGAGCGCGAAUAUCGAUGCCUACAUUGCAGCGCUCUUUGAGCGCGCGACGGACGAUCGACCAGUGGUGCGCAAGUAUGUAUGCAAGGCACUUGUGUAUGUGCUUGGCUCCUGGCCCGAGAAACUCUCGCCGGAGAUGAACAACCUGGUCGACUACAUGCUGUACUCGACGCUGGACAAGGACGAAGAUGUGGCACUAGAAGCUGCCGAAUUCUGGCUCCAGUUCGCCGAAGAGUCACGCAUCGCACACCAGCUGCGCCCCCACCUGCCCCGCAUUAUACCUGUGCUGCUGCAGUGCAUGGUCUACAGCGAGAUGAGCCUACUGAUGAUGGGCGAUAUUAGCGACGAUGCAUCGCGUCCUGACCGGCCGGAGGAUAUCAAGCCGCGCCACUAUGGUGGCGCGACCCAUCGCAGUGAACACAUUCGUGAUCCGGACCACCCUGAGAGCACCGCGCACCGUUCGCGCGCUGGCAUUGACGCCGACUUUGACAAAGAUGAUGUCUACGACGAUGAGGAUGAAGAUGACGACGACUUUGACGACGACGAGGAGGCGGGCAGCUGGAAUUUGCGUAAAUGCUGUGCAGCCGCACUUGAUGUGUUGGCCGUGCAGUUCGGGGACGAAAUUCUGCCGACGUUGUUGCCGCUGCUCAAGGACCGCCUGUUUAGCGACGACUGGAUCCAGCGCGAGGCAGGUAUUCUUGCACUUGGUGCCAUUGCAGAGGGCUGCAUCCAGGGCGUUGAGCCGCAUCUGCCGACGCUCGUUCCGCUGCUCGUCAACACUCUCAAGGACGGCCAGCCAUUGGUGCGCUCUAUUACCUGCUGGACACUUGGCCGGUACUCGAGCUGGUGUGCAGGCGCGACGAUGGAGCACCAGGAGCAAUACUUUUUGCCUGUGCUGGAAGGACUCCUGGCAAUGGUGCUGGACAACAACAAGCGCGUGCAGGAGGCGGGCUGCAGUGCGUUUGCAACACUUGAAGAAGAAGUAGGUCCGGCGCUUGCGCCGUUCCUGGAGCCCGUGUUACGCGCACUGGUGAUGGCCUUCGACAAGUACCACCAAAAGAACAUGUUGAUCUUGUACGAUGCCGUCGGCACCCUGGCAGACAACGUGGGCCCUGCGCUAAACCGCCCCGAGUACAUUGACACACUCAUGCAGCCGCUCACAGCCAAGUGGGCGGCGCUGGACGAUGCAGACCCUGACCUAAUUCCGCUGCUCGAGUGCCUUGCAUCGCUGACUAUUGCGAUGGGAUCAGGUUUCCAGCCGCAUGCACCGCCCGUGUUUCAGCGAUGCGUGAACAUUGUACACAUGAACCUGGUUGCCUACGAGCAAGCUGUGUCGAGCGGCAGCGAAGAGGAGUUGCCUGACCGCACAUUUUUGAUCGUGGCGCUGGACCUGCUGAGUGGUCUGUGCCAGGGCCUCGGUGCGCAGUGCCAGGAACUCAUUGCCAACGUGCAGCCAGCGAUCCUGCCGCAGCUGCUGCCUUGCAUGACGAAUUUGGAGCCGUCCGUGCGUCAGUCGGCGUAUGCGCUGCUGGGUGACCUGGCGAUCCACGCCUUUCCGCAGCUCAAGCCGUUCCUGCCGCAGUACAUGCCGCUGCUGCUCACGCAGAUCUGCCCCGAGCAGAUGCACGAGUCGCCGAGCGUGUGCAACAAUGCGACGUGGGCGGCCGGCGAGAUUGCGCUGCAGUACGGUGCGGAUCCCGAAUUCCAUGCAUGGGUGCCGGAACUGCUGUCUAAGCUCAUGGCGAUGCUGGUGCAUCCGAAGUGCCCCAAGAGCCUACUGGAAAAUGCAGCGGUGACGAUCGGUCGUCUCGGUCUCGUGGCGACGCCCAUGGUCGCCCCGCAGCUACACAUGUUCAUUGAGCCCUGGUGCCAGGCGCUGUGGGACAUCAAAGACAACGAGGAAAAGGAGUCGGCAUUUUUGGGCCUGUGCAUGAUGAUUCAUGCCAACCCCAACGGCGCAACGACUGGGUUUGCGUACUUCUGCAACGCGGUCGUGCGGUGGACCAAGCCCAGCGCGCGCCUCAACGAGGAGUUCCGCAAGAUUCUGUAUGGCUUCCGCCACAUGAGCGGCGAUAAAUGGGGCGUGCAUUUGGCGCAAUUCCCACCUAUUGUCCGCCAACGGUAUGUGCCUUGCACUCACAUCAGUCUGGAAGAGCGCUACGGUCUCUAG